CUCGCUGUAUUUUUUAGCGCUACCAGUCGGUCGCUGUGAGCACUUGCAGCCAUGUUUCUGUGGAAGUUUGUAGGGAGCUGUCGAAGUGGAUUAAAAAGUUUAAAUGGAAGAAACUUCCUUCAGCAAGCACCGGCUACCGUGGGAGUCAGGCUGCAGCACAAAAAGGCCUCUCUGAGCCGCCCGGAGACGGCAAGUGCGAAGACCCUCAUGGACAUCGGCACUCGUGGGAUCUUCUCGGAGGAGCACGACCUGUUCCGACAGAAUGUGCGCCGCUUUUUCCAGGAGGAGGUGGUGCCGUACCACACGGAGUGGGAGAAGGCGGGCCAAGUGAGCCGGGAGUUGUGGCAGAAAGCCGGGGAGCAGGGGCUGCUGGGAGUGAACAUCUCCGAGAAGCACGGGGGCAUCGGUGGAGACCUGUUGUCUUCCUCUGUGAUGUGGGAGGAACAAAUGUACUCCAACUGCAGCGGACCUGGAUUUUCCCUGCACUCUGACAUUGUCAUGCCCUACAUCAGUAACUAUGGCUCCAAGGCCCAAAUCGAAAACUUCAUCCCACGGAUGGCUGCUGGGAAGUGCAUCGGCGCCAUCGCCAUGACAGAACCGGGAGCAGGCAGUGAUCUGCAGGGGGUCAGGACCUAUGCCAAGAGAGAUGGAAGUGACUGGAUCCUCAAUGGGAAUAAGGUUUUCAUUACCAAUGGCUGGAUGAGCGACCUGGUCAUUGUGGUAACGGUUACAAACCGGGACGCAAAGACGGUGGCUCACGGGAUCAGUCUGUUCCUGGUGGAGGAAGGGAUGAAGGGCUUCAGCAAGGGGAAGAAGCUGGAGAAGAUCGGGCUCAAAGCACAGGAUACCGCCGAGCUCUUCUUUGAGGACGUUCGCCUACCAGCUGAGGCACUCCUUGGCGAGGUCGACAAGGGCUUCUACUACCUGAUGAAUGAACUUCCCCAGGAGCGCUUGCUGAUUGCAGACAUGGCUAUUGCCAGCUGUGAGUUCAUGUUUGAGGAAACAAGAAACUACGUCUGUGAAAGGAAGGCUUUUGGCAAGACAGUUUCUCACCUCCAGACAGUGCAGCACAAACUGGCUGAGCUGAAAACGGAGAUCUGCAUUGGGCGAGUGUUUCUGGACAACUGCCUGCAGCUCCAUGCAGAAAAACGGCUUGAUUCUUCCACGGCCUCCAUGGCCAAGUACUGGGCAACGGAGCUCCAGAACAAGGUGGCCACGCAGUGCCUGCAGCUCCACGGAGGCUGGGGCUACAUGUGGGAGUUCCCCAUCGCCAAGGCGUUUGUUGACUCCCGUGUCCAGCCCAUCUACGGCGGGACCAACGAGAUCAUGAAGGAGCUCAUAGCGCGCAGCAUUGUCGGCAAGAAUUGAGGAUGCUUUUCAGUCCAGAAAACGGAGCAGCGUUCAACUCGCCCUCUAGUAAUGUGGCUCCUUAUGAAUAGACUCUGUCAGUGGCUGUCAUUAUUCCCCAAAUGAUCUCUCACUAACCUGUGAUGUCAUAAUAAAUAGCAGAGGGAGGCAGUGUACACUUUUAUGGGUCCUUUAUAAUAACUGAACUCGGUCUUUCUAAAAGGACUCUUGGCCUUAACACCUUUUAAGGUGCUGCCAAACAGCACUUACUGCUAACUGUAAAAAUGUAACAAAUAUUAAGCAUUAAUUGAAUUUUUUUGUAAUCAUAUUCAUCUGAUAAAUGGUACCAGUGAAAAAUGAGUCCACUUGCUACAUUUUACAUUUAUUUGCUCAGUAGAUGUUUUUCUCCAAAGCGACUUCUAGUGAAUUCUAUGU
Molecule: messenger RNA, 1782 nt
Organism: Scleropages formosus (Asian bonytongue)
Lineage: Eukaryota; Metazoa; Chordata; Actinopteri; Osteoglossiformes; Osteoglossidae
Gene: acadl
Product: acyl-CoA dehydrogenase long chain
Exons: 11
Coding region: 52-1368 (438 amino acids)
Biological process (GO): long-chain fatty acid catabolic process; carnitine metabolic process, CoA-linked; fatty acid beta-oxidation using acyl-CoA dehydrogenase
Cellular component (GO): mitochondrion; cytoplasm
Molecular function (GO): flavin adenine dinucleotide binding; long-chain fatty acyl-CoA dehydrogenase activity
Source: RefSeq, a predicted model, not a curated record